UGGACCCCUGAUUCACACUACAGGAGAUAGAAGAGUGUUACAGGGUCAUUAGGGGUCAUCUAAUCAAACGAGGAACAUCACUAUAAUCUCUCAGAAAUGUUACUAUCGUAUUAUAUUCAAUUAUUCAUUGCAGAACAAAUCAACACACCAAAUUGACAUAGUAGGUUUGAUGCUUUCGAAACGGUUUGGCUGUGACUGCUGUUUCCAUUAGAUAUUGUUGGGUUGUGUGUGAACUCUUUCAAGUGUCCCCUUUGCUUGUGAUUCCCAGACCAAAGGGUUCCUGGGAAAUGCAGGUGCUGAUAUGUUCCAGAACCUGAGCUGUUCUCUGAAGGUGAACGGGGCUGACAGACAGAACGUCACGGUCAUCAGGAAGAAAGGUCAUGAAUUCACCACUAAGGCCCAGAAGACCUUUGAAAGGUUGAGUUUCCGUAAGGCCAGUUCUGGUGUGUACCGUACCGUGGUGUUUGCAGCUGAAGGAACCACUCUGACCGACGUCCAUCGUUUCUGUCAGGACGAGUGUACCCAGAACACCUGCUGUGACGGCUUCAUCCUCAACCAGAACGUUCUCAGCGGAGGUACCAUUAUGUGUGGUCUGCUGAGCUACCCAGACAUGUUGCUAUGCAGUGAGGCAGACUGGGAUGUGUCUGGCCUGGCCAAGGCGAACAGGAUCUGUGGGGCUGGAGUCACCUACAAUAAACUGCAGAAACAGUUCAUCUUUAACUUUGGAGGACAAGACUUCAACAUCACUGAUACAGCUCUGCCAACAUCAAGCAAGAACAAAACUGACUACCAGGCCACCAUUAUUGGGUUCCAAGGCAUUUACCUCUGGAAAGAGUCUGACAUGACCACUCGUCCCAAGACCUCCCCAGCCUGUAGCAGUGUCCUCCCACAACAAGCCCCCAGAGUUGUUCUGUCGGAUGCAGUGAAGGAGACGUUUGUGACCCUGGACAGCAGUGCUGUUGUUGUGGACUCUGAACAGGGACAUCCCCAGCCUGCACUACUGGAUCUUUAA
This is a messenger RNA of Oncorhynchus gorbuscha (pink salmon), 1012 nucleotides long. RefSeq names its product thyroglobulin-like. Gene Ontology annotation, biological process: thyroid hormone generation. The coding region runs from base 302 to 1012 and encodes 236 amino acids. The transcript has 6 exons. The record is from RefSeq and is a predicted model, not a curated record. Lineage: Eukaryota; Metazoa; Chordata; Actinopteri; Salmoniformes; Salmonidae.